AUGUCUGUCAUCCAUCCCCAGCUACAUAGCACGUUCGAUAGCCUAAAGUUCCAACUCAAGGACGCGUUCUGGGCACUCUCGUCGUGUAUAUGCCAGCAGUCCGCCAAAGUCAAGAUCAAUGGUCGCACAUUCAAAAUUGUUAGAGUACUAGGCGAAGGAGGCUUCUCGUUUGUCUACUUGGCCGAGGACGAGCACAGCGGGAGACAAUUCGCCCUGAAGAAAAUUCGUUGUCCAAGUGGCCAUGAAGACGUGAGGCAGGCUAUGCGUGAGGUGGAGGCAUACAGGCGGUUUAAACAUCCAAAUAUCAUUCGAAUCCUGGAUUCCGCAGUUGUGCAAGACCCCAAUGGGGACGGCCAAGUCGUCUACCUCUUCUUGCCUCUGUACAAGCGUGGAAAUCUCCAAGACGCGAUAAACGCGAAUUCGAUCAAUAACAACCACUUUUCAGAGCAAGAGAUGCUUCGUCUUUUCAAGGGAACAUGUGAGGCCGUGCGCGCAAUGCACGACUAUCAUACGCCUCUUGCGUCCUCGUCCGACCCUUUUCCAUCGCGCGAAAAUCAGUCAUCAGCCGCGCAUGACGACAUUUCUCGCCGGCCAUCACUCGAUGAGGAAGGCGGAUACCAUGAUAAUGCGAGUACAAAUGGGUCGUCGGUACCGCUGAUGUCUGCUCAUAGACCUGUGGACGAGCGCGAGCCUAUUUUUGGCGGGGAUGAGGACCUUGCGCGCAUUCAGCAAAAUGGUGCGAGUGAGAAUGCGCAAGGCGGGCAAGCGGAGUUAGUGCCGUAUGCGCAUCGGGAUCUGAAGCCCGGAAAUGUCAUGAUCGCAGAUGACGGCUCUCCAAUCCUGAUGGACUUCGGCAGCACGAUGAAGGCGAGGAUCAAGAUCGAGAACCGUUCUCAGGCGUUACUGCAGCAGGAUAUUGCAGCAGAGCAAUCGACAAUGGCCUACCGCGCGCCCGAGCUCUUCGAUGUGAAAACCGGAGUCACACUUGACGAGAAAGUCGACAUCUGGUCUCUCGGCUGCACGCUCUUCGCUCUCGCCUAUUCUCAUUCGCCGUUCGAGAACAUGCAGACGACCGAGCAGGGCGGAUCAAUAGCAAUGGCCGUCAUGAACGCGCAAUACAAACAUCCUAGUUCGGCUUACUCGCAGGGCCUGAAAAACCUUAUCGAUAGCAUGCUGAAGAGUAAUCCUCAGGAUAGACCUGACAUUCAUCAGGUCAUAGAGAUGACAGACCGUGCGUUGCAAAGUCUGCGAUAA
Messenger RNA from Fibroporia radiculosa, 1254 nucleotides. RefSeq lists its product as uncharacterized. The transcript has 10 exons. The record is from RefSeq and is a predicted model, not a curated record. Gene Ontology annotation, biological process: vacuolar protein processing; protein phosphorylation; regulation of vacuole fusion, non-autophagic. The coding region runs from base 1 to 1254 and encodes 417 amino acids. Gene Ontology annotation, molecular function: protein serine/threonine kinase activity; ATP binding. Gene Ontology annotation, cellular component: cytoplasm; Golgi apparatus. Lineage: Eukaryota; Fungi; Basidiomycota; Agaricomycetes; Polyporales; Fibroporiaceae.